Messenger RNA from Rotaria socialis, 1143 nucleotides. The record is from the annotation of a GenBank genome assembly. Lineage: Eukaryota; Metazoa; Rotifera; Eurotatoria; Philodinida; Philodinidae.
AUGUUGACAUGCUUUCUUUUUGUAUUAAAUUCAAUACGUAUUGCUAUUCCAGUGAUAAGCUUGUUUGGAUCAGCUCCAACAUUUUUUACUCUAUGGCUCUUAUUACGCUUGAUAACGUACUUCUUUUGUCCUCAUCAUAUGUAUCGUCUUUUCGAUGAUUAUUUAUAUUCACUUUAUCAAAAAUCAGUUCUAUUUUUCUUUGAACAUUGGGUUAAUACUAAAAUUUAUUUUCAUGGAGAUUAUCAAGAAGUAAUAAAACGAAAAGAAAAUGUUUUAUUUAUAUCAAAUCAUCAAAGUUCUGUUGAUUGGAUUGUUGCAAAUAUGUUAGCUGCUCGUCAGGAUAGUCUUGGUCAUAUUCGAUAUAUUCUUAAAGAUGAUUUAAAGUGGAUUCCAUUAUAUGGAUUUUAUUUUCAACAACAUGGUUGUAUUUAUGUUCGCCGAAAUGAUAAAGGAGAUUUAGAACGUGUUGAAAAGGGAAUACAACAAAUAAAAUCAAAUGGUUUACCUAUUUGGCUUGUUAUAUUUCCUGAAGGUACUCGAUAUAAUCCAGUUAAAAACCAAGACGCUCUUGAACGAUCACGUCAAUUUGCGAAACAAAAAGGUAUUCCUCCAUUUGAUAAUGUUCUAUACCCACGAACAGGUGCAACAGUGGCUGCUAUUAAUGCACUAAAAGACAAAUUAAAUGCAGUCUAUGAUGUAACUGUUAUGUAUUCAUCAACAUAUGAUACAAAUAGACGAAUUCGAUUAGCUGCAGCUUCAAUGGCCGAAUAUUUACAGUGUCAAACAAAAGAAUUGCAUAUUCAUAUAAAACGAAUUCCAAUCGAUUUAAUUCCAAGUGGAACAAAUGAGCAAAUAUCAAAUUGGCUAUAUCAAAGAUUUAUUAUUAAAGAAAACUUAUUAAAACAUUUUUACGAUGACAGCCGACAUCCAAAAUAUCUAUUAGAUUUGGAUUCAAAUCGAGAAGGUGUUCAAGCACCAUUGCAUUUAAGUGAUACAAUAUUUUCUUGCAUAUUUUUUCUUUUAACAACAUUUUUAUUAUUAAUAACGCCACAGGGUCGUUCACUUUAUUGGCAAAUAUGUUUAUUUGGUACACCAACAACUCUUUUAUGGAUGCAUUUGUUUCCACCACAAAACAUAAACUAG